This is a messenger RNA of Perkinsus marinus ATCC 50983, 1584 nucleotides long. RefSeq names its product Glycoprotein X precursor, putative. NCBI's taxonomy places the organism in Eukaryota, Perkinsozoa, Perkinsida, Perkinsidae. The transcript has a single exon. The record is from RefSeq and is a predicted model, not a curated record. The coding region runs from base 1 to 1584 and encodes 527 amino acids.
AUGGCCCAUCUUCAUACUGCAAGUGGUGGAAACCUGAGCCUGUUUGCCAAGGAGGUGAUCAGCGGUGUCGCCCGUCGGAGUGCCCGACUGGUGAUCCUCUACAACUGCCGCUCCUCUGACGAUCAUACGGGCCCGAGCGACAACUGUGAUGCUUAUUGCCGAUCGCUGAAUGAUGGUUUAUAUGGCACUAGGAUAUCAUAUUGCAAAUGGUGGCUCCACGUCGCUGUUUGUCAAGAUGGUGAUCAGCCUUGCGGCCCGUCAGUCUGCAGCAGCUUCCCCACAACUACAACAACUACCACCACUGUCUCGACCACCUCAACUCUGUCCACGGCUCCCACCACAGUAGUCUUUACUACUGUUGCCGCUACUACUGCGGCUCCCACUACAGUCUCGCCUACUACAGUGGCCGUUACUACUGCCGCUCCCACUACAGUGGCCGCUACUACUGUGGCUCCCACUACAGUCUCGCCAACUACAGUGGCCGUUACCACUGCGGCUCCCACUACAGUGGCCGCUACUACUGUGGCCGCUACUACUGUGGCUCCCACUACAGUCUCGCCUACUACAGUGGCCGUUACUACUGCGGCUCCCACUACAGUGGCCGCUACUACUGUGGCUCCCACUACAGUCUCGGCUACUACUGUGGCCGCUACUACUGCGGCUCCCACUACAGUCUCGCCUACUACAGUGGCCGCUACUACUGUGGCUCCCACUACAGUCUCGCCUACUACAGUGGCCGCAACUACUGCGGCUCCCACUACAGUCUCGCCUACUACUGUGGCCGCUACUACUGCGGCUCCCACUACAGUCUCGGCUACUACAGUGGCCGCUACCACUGUGGCUCCCACUACAGUGGCAGCUACUACUGUUGCUCCCACUACAGUCUCGGCUACUACAGUGGCCGCUACUACUGCGGCUCCCACUACAGUCUCGCCUGCUACAGUGGCUGCUACUACUGUUGCUCCCACUACAGUCUCGCCUACUACUGUGGCCGCUACUACUGCGGCUCCCACUACAGUCUCGCCUACUACUGUGGCCGCUACUACUGCGGCUCCCACUACAGUGGCUGCUACUACUGCGGCUCCCACUACAGUGGCUGCUACUACUGCGGCUCCCACUACAGUGGCAGCUACUACUGCGGCUCCCACUACAGUCUCGCCUACUACUGUGGCCGCAACUACUGUGGCCGCUACUACUGCGGCUCCCACUACAGUCUCGCCUACUACAGUGGCUGCUACUACUGCGGCUCCCACUACAGUCUCGCCUACUACAGUGGCUGCUACUACUGCGGCUCCCACUACAGUGGCUGCUACUACUGCGGCUCCCACUACAGUCUCGCCUACUACAGUGGCAGCUACUACUGCGGCUCCCACUACAGUCUCGCCUACUACAGUGGCAGCUACUACUGCGGCUCCCACUACAGUCUCGCCUACUACUGCGGCCCCCACUACAGUGGCAGCUACUACUGUUGCUCCCACUACAGUCUCGCCUACUACAGUGGCCGCUAGUACUGUGGCUCCCACUGGACUCCAGGUCACUACUGUGUCGCCCACUACGGCUCAGGCUACGACUACUUCGAUAUAA